This is a messenger RNA of Lotus japonicus, 763 nucleotides long. RefSeq lists its product as uncharacterized. Gene Ontology annotation, biological process: ribosomal large subunit biogenesis; ribosomal small subunit biogenesis. The transcript has a single exon. The record is from RefSeq and is a predicted model, not a curated record. Gene Ontology annotation, molecular function: RNA binding; DNA binding. Gene Ontology annotation, cellular component: nucleolus. The coding region runs from base 6 to 584 and encodes 192 amino acids. NCBI's taxonomy places the organism in Eukaryota, Viridiplantae, Streptophyta, Magnoliopsida, Fabales, Fabaceae.
GAGUGAUGAAGAUGAAGCAGAGGGAAGAUAGGAAUGUCGAGAGAGGAUUUCAGGGCAAUAAACGCAAGAGGGGCAAUGCGACUGAUGACUUGGCGGUGAAAGUGAAGAAGGAUGCUGCAGAUACUUCCAAGGAGCUUGUGUUUGGUAAUGUUAUACUUCAAGAUGAAGAAAUACAAGGGAAGAAGAAGAUAAAAGUUUCGAAGUUCAAGGAACUUGAAAGGGCUAAGAAGUUGGAGGAAUUGAAGAAGAAAGAUCCUGAGAAGGGUGAAGCUUUUGCUAGAAAGCAAUCAUGGGAAGCAGCAUUGAAUAGAGCUUCAGGGAUUAAGGUCCAUGAUGAUCCCAAACUUGUACAGAAAAGCAUGAAGAAGGAGCAGAAGAGACGGGAGAAAAAUGCAGAGAAAUGGAAGGAGAGAGUUCAAACAAGGGACCAGUUGAAGGCAGGGAAGCAGCAGAAAAGGUCAGAAAAUAUAGCUGAGAGGAUUCAGCAGAAGAAAAUGCGAAAAAUUGCAAAGAGAGAGAAAAAGCUAUUACGGCCUGGCUUUGAAGGUGGCAAGGAAGGUUUUAUGAAUAAUGGCACUGCCUAACAUAUGGCUUUGAAGUUUACUGAUUUUUGCCUUUUCUUUGCAUUAUCAAGAUAUUGCUUACAUAGAAUUGGAGUGUUUCCAAGUGUUUAGAGAAUGCAAUUCCAAGUGCAAAUACAGCACUCAAUCUUCUUGCCUUGUCUAGAUUUCUUAAUACUUUUAAAAACCUCAUGUUAUAUAUU